Syngnathoides biaculeatus (alligator pipefish) is the source of this 1309-nucleotide messenger RNA. RefSeq names its product COPI coat complex subunit epsilon (gene cope). The record is from RefSeq and is a predicted model, not a curated record. Gene Ontology annotation, molecular function: protein binding; structural molecule activity. Gene Ontology annotation, biological process: retrograde vesicle-mediated transport, Golgi to endoplasmic reticulum; endoplasmic reticulum to Golgi vesicle-mediated transport; intra-Golgi vesicle-mediated transport. Gene Ontology annotation, cellular component: COPI vesicle coat. The transcript is spliced from 11 exons. NCBI's taxonomy places the organism in Eukaryota, Metazoa, Chordata, Actinopteri, Syngnathiformes, Syngnathidae. The coding region runs from base 38 to 1099 and encodes 353 amino acids.
UUCUGAAGACCGGAGUUCAAAUCCCGGCCUUGCCUGUAUGGAUUUUGCAUGUCCUCCCCAUGCCUGUGUGGGUUUUCUCCGGGUACUCCGGUUUCCUCACACAUUCGAAAAACAUUCACGACGCCCUUUGCUCUUCGCGACGGAAGUGACGUCCUUUUUAGACGUGUCAGGAAGCGUUUUUCUGUCCAACAUGGCGGCUCAGCAGAAUGAUGUUGACGAGCUGUUUGAUGUGAAAAAUGCUUUUUACAUCGGCAGUUACCAGCAAUGUAUCAACGAAGCCCAAAAAGUGAAGAAUUCAACACCAGAAAAGGAGACUGAACGGGACACGUUCCUGUACAGAGCAUAUAUUGCCCAGAGAAAGUAUGCAGUCGUCAUGGAUGACAUCAAGACUAACUCUUCUCCUGAGCUUCAAGCUGUCAGGAUGUUUGCAGAGUAUCUGUCAAGUGAAAACAAAAGAGACGCUAUUGUGGAUGAUCUCGACAAGAAAAUGGCAAAGAGUGUGGAUGCUUCCAACACCACAUUUCUCCUCAUGGCAGCCUCCAUCUAUUACCAUGCGAUGAACACUGAUGCUGUGCUCAGGACUCUGCAUCAAGGGGAAAGUCUGGAGUGCAUGGCCAUGACAAUUCAGGUGUUGCUGAGUCUGGAUCGUGUUGACCUGGCGAGGAAGGAGCUGAAGAAGAUGCAGGAGCAAGAUGAGGAUGCUACAUUAACCCAGCUAGCCACUGCUUGGGUUAAUUUGGCUGUGGGAGGAGAGAAGCUGCAAGAUGCCUACUACAUUUUCCAGGAGAUGUCAGAUAAGUACUCCUCGACGCUGCUGCUUCUCAAUGGGCAGGCAGCCUGCCACAUGGCUCAGAACAAGUGGGAGGAGGCCGAGGGAGUCCUACAGGAGGCACUUGACAAGGACAGCAGCCACCCUGAGACUCUGAUCAACCUGGUGGUGCUGACUCAGCACCUUGGAAAAGCCCCUGAGGUGACCAAUCGCUACCUCUCUCAACUCAAAGAUGCACACCGGGCUCAUCCAUUCCUCAAAGACUAUUUUUCAAAGGAGAAUGACUUUGACAGGCUAGCGAUGCAGUAUGCUCCCACCGCCACUGUAUAAUGGCCCUCGAGUUAACCUUCUUCUUCUCCUGUUUUAAUUUGCAUACCUGGAUUAAUUUUGAUGUUUUAUUUGAAGACAAUGUGUUGAAAUAAAAACUGCAACUGCAAAUAAUUGACAAGUCCAGAAUUUACAUUACAAAAAUCAAAUGAUCAUACAUCACCAAGCAAAAAUGCCAAACUAUGUUAAUUACGGUCUAGUCUGUGAAAGAGC